Messenger RNA from Maylandia zebra (zebra mbuna), 4343 nucleotides. The record is from RefSeq and is a predicted model, not a curated record. NCBI's taxonomy places the organism in Eukaryota, Metazoa, Chordata, Actinopteri, Cichliformes, Cichlidae.
AUGUGUGUGUGCGUGUGUGUGUGUGUGUUAACAGCUGUGCCAGCACCCCCGGUGAAUGUAUCGGUGACCCAGCUGAGGGCACACUCGGCCAUGGUGACCUGGAAUGUCCCUCAGGGAGACACCGUCAUCGGAUACGCCAUCUCACAGCAGAGGCAGGACGGCCUGAUGCAGCGCUCCAUACGAGAGGUGAACACGUCCAGCCGCUGGUGUGUGCUGUGGGACCUGGACGAAGACACACACUACAGUGUCCAGGUGCAGUCCGUUGGGCCGCACGGUGACAGCCCACCCAGCCGUGCCGUCCACUUCAGGACUCUGGAGAGGACCGACCAUUAUCCAGCCGGAGUCCUGGACCACCAUGAGCCAGCGAUGGAGGGUCUGGGUAUGACUCCACAACUGGAGACUGGAGAGCUGCUGAUCAUCACCACUGUGCUGUUGCUGUGGGCAGCCGUCAUCGCCCUUUUCUGCCGGCAGUACGACAUCAUCAAAGACAACGACUCCAACGGCACCAAGGAGAAAGCCAAGCGGCCGCUGGUCCGAGCCACUUCCUCCUACUACAAUGCCUCAGCUGGCAGCUCGCCCAUCUACCACAACGGAGCCGUCCGCAGCAGCAGGCUGCACAGGGCCUCCUCCUCCAUCAGCAUCAUCAGGGUCUGAGAUGCGGGUGCCGGAUCGGAGCCUCUUGGACAAGCGAGGAGGAUUUACAAACUCAGAGUCCAAUCUAUUGUAAAAUAUGGGCCGAGUAAGGAACCACUCCAUGCAAAUCAGACUGAAAUGAGAGCGAGGAGCCAUGCUGCGGAGACCGUGGACGGCUGCUGCUCUCUAGUGGCCAGAGACUCGGGGGGCUCAGAAACAGCUGGAAGGAAGCUGGACUCAUCUGAAGUGCGGCCAAACUAAUCUCCCGUUUUCUUCUCUCUGAUGUCAAAGACUGAAGUGUGAAUAUUUGCCAGCAUGUCGGCCCGACCGUGUGCCAAGUCCCACUCGCCUCAGACUCAUUCAUUUUCAGCAGACAUUCUUUCAUCUCGGGUGUUCAGCUCAUCCCUUUUUCUUUUUACCCGCUGUAGAACCACACGUUUGAAAUCCUGUCUGGAUGGUUAUUUAAUGGGAUUAAUUCACAUUACUUUCAUGUUCGGUAAUUUAGCAUCGCAAUUCAAAUCUGUACAUAGGCUGAAGGUGAUUGUAAAGGUAAUUCACAGAAGCAUUUGAAUGUAGGAGGUGGUAGUGGGGAAUUUACAUUGUAAAACAAUUCAUAAUUAGUUUAAUUAAAUCAUUGAAAUUGUGUGAUCGCCUUUUAAAUUAAGUUUAAGCUUUUUGUUUUCUCAGAGUUUCUAAAAGCAGAAAUGAUGUGAACAACUCUCAAGAUAUAUCACCUGAAGUUUCCAGCAGCUUCUCUUGUUGUUUCGGAUUUUGUUAAAAGGUUUUAUUUCUAUCUGAGCCACUUAAAAGUACAGCUCUAAACCUUGUCUGUCCCUCAAAAACACCUAUUUUUACAGCUUAACUUACACUCAAUGGCCACUUCAUUAUGCAUGUCUGAUAAACAGCUCAUUAAGCAUUAAAAUUUCUAAUUAGCCAAUCAAGUGCAAGCAACUCAGGGCAUGUAGACAUGGUCAAAAUGACUUACUGAACAUAAGCUCAAACAGAGCUGGACAGUAGAAGAUUUGAAAAAUGUUGCCUGGUCUGAUGAUUCUCAAUUUCUGCUACAACGUUCAGAUGGUUGAGUCAAAAUUUGGUGUAACAACAUGAAAGCAUGGAUCCAUUCUGUCUUGUACUAACCGUUCAGGCUGCUGGUGGUGUCAUGAUGUGGGGGGUAUUUUCUUGGUACACUUUGGGCCCCUUAGUACCAACUGAGCAUAAUUUAAACACCACAGCUUAGAGCAUUGUUACUGACCAUGUCCAUCCCUUUAUGACCACAGUUUACCAUCUUCUGAUAACACGCCAUGUCACAAAGCUUAGAUCAUCUCAAACUAGUUUCUUGAACAUGACAAUGAGUUCUCUGUACUCAAAUGGCCUCCACAGUCACCAGAUCUCUAUCCCAUUGAGCACAUUUGGGAUGUGGUUGAACAUCAAAUUCUAAUCAUGAAAGGCCAAACCAGUGUACCCAAUAAAGUGUCUGGUAAAUCACAACAUUAGCGACAUCAACUCUAGGUAGAAAACCAUUUGCAGUUGCGUUUGCCAACAGAAAACAAAAUGUGAAGCAAUUAGAGGUACUCUCUGAACACCAGACAUCCCUGGACGUUGUCCUCUGGGCACUUUUAGAAAGACGUUUCUUUAUGUCUAAAUUUGUUUAAAAAAAUGUAAGUUUAGUAAACAUCUACAACACAACCAGCUGUUGUAGCUGUUUGUUCUCCUGCUGCAGAACUGUUCAGUUUUUAGUGAAACUCGCACACAGAAAUGACCUGAUCCUUGUUCCCAGUGGAUCUGAAUUCUUAUUGGUUUGUGCAAUACAGCCAACCAAUGACAAGUAACCUCAUAAGAGUAAGCCAUAUUUUGGGAUGGAUGAUGUAUUCUCAGUAUACUGGUUGCAGUAUAUUGAGUUUAAAGCCUAUAAUAUAUCUGGAUAGAUGACAUCUCAUUGCCAUUAUGCACAAUAUGGACACUUAGUGAAUUUUCUCGUGCCAAAAGCCAAACUUUCUGUCUUUGGAAAGGUCCUCUGAAAAAGCUUUUAGGCCAGGGUACAUAAUCAAACUGCAUCAAAUGCUAUUAUCUGCAAAGCCAUUAUUUUCUGUCAUGGGUUCAUCAAGCAGGAAAUUAACAUGAAAUGUUGUCAGUGUGAGCCUACUGGUGCAUUAGGAUGAUUAGCAGAUCACCAGCUAAUCAAUAGGCACCGUUUGCAGGAGUGCAGAUGUUAACAUCAAUAAGGUUUUGCAUCAGUGCACACAAACACGUGACACUUUUGCUGCUCAAACAGAAAAAUCCUUUUGAUGGAGCUAAGACUGAGUUUGAAGCUUUUAUCUGCCAUGUUUUAUAAAUGGACUUAAACAAAUAUCAAUUUUGAUAACUGCUGUAUGCAGAUUGGACACAAGGUGGCGCCUGAACUCCAUCACAUACAGUUUUUUGUUCUGCAAGCUGCAGGGGUAUUUGUGCAUCUGCAUCUCUGUCCGUGCAGGUAAAGCAUCUAAGACGAGAUCAUAGAUUUAAAAUGAGCUUUUUUUUUCUUUGUUUGUUUUAAUGCUAUUAUUGUACUGGAUUGCUCUGAUGCAUGGAGAAUCUGAGAAAGUUUUUUUCUCUAAGAUUUCAGUGACUUCACUGAUUAUGAAUCUAAAAACAUCUAUUUUUCAAAGCAAAAAGAGUUUUGCUUAAUACUAUCCUCUUUUCAGAGGAUUAUUCAUCCCAUUCUUCACACGUUAGCAGAUGAUCAACACCAUCAGAACCUGGCCUGCAGUUAACGAGAGGCAAGGUCUGCAUAUCAUUCAGAAGUAAGUGUAUAUUUCUGCUUCACUUGAAUAAAGGGAAAUGUCACUAAUUCACCUCACACAGAGCGUGAUUUGCAGCUGUAAGGCUUUCCGGGUCAGAGGUCACAGGAAGGAAGGGCUUCCACCUCAGGCACGUGUCGACCUUCUGAGUUAAAAGUGAAAUAUGUUCCUGAAAUGUUUUGUCCUCUCUUCCUAAAAACAAAAAGACAGGAGUGGAGGAAUCCUCAGUGACUGCGGAGGUAAAGGGCAGGUCGCCUUCACCAACAGUCUGAAAUAUCACGGCUUGCCCGGGGCUCGUCAUCCUCUUUGAUGCUCUGAGGGAGUCUGCGACAAGUCUGUGGUAAUACUGAGGCAGAGGAGCGAGGGAACAGGAUCGAUCAAGCGCUGCUGACUGAAUCAUUGACUGUGGAUAAAUCCUCUUCUUUAAUGUUGUACUGACUCUCCCAUCACAUUUCCUCUUUAAAAGGGAAAAAAAAACAUCCACUUUCCUGCCGGUGCCAGGGAUUCAUUCUCAGUUAAUGAGAUUUUAAUCAGACAUACAUAACAGCACCCUCCACACUGACAUUUAAAGAAGUCAUUAAGGUUUGCCUUUAAAAGGUGUUCGAAUGUUCUCUACAGUACGCUCGACCCACACAUAUCCUGACCAGAUAUGUAUUUUUUAAAUUAUUUUAUUCCAUCCAAUUAAAAUUCGGUAAGAUACCCUCACAUGUUUCUCAAGCUGAAGUGAAAUUAAAGAUCAAAUUAACAAUCUGUCAUGCCACCAGUCAGAUGAUCAUAUAAAUAGGCUAAAAUAUUCCAGAACCAGCACACAUUAGCUUGCCCAAUGGAUACACUGUGUAGAGACUGCACAGUAUCCAUUGUACACGCUUAUACACUUAACUGUAAUGUGCAAUUUUACACAUGUUUUCUUCCAAUUAAAGAGUUGUGCCGCCA